Messenger RNA from Schistosoma curassoni, 9030 nucleotides. NCBI's taxonomy places the organism in Eukaryota, Metazoa, Platyhelminthes, Trematoda, Strigeidida, Schistosomatidae. The record is from the annotation of a GenBank genome assembly.
AUAAUAGUAACGGCGGACAAAUCAGAUAAUCUCGACACAAUUGUGUGCCUCAGGAAACCUGGAUCCGCAAACGAAGCCUAGAAAACGGUUUUCGGGAAUGUUUGCGAUUGAUUAUGAAGCAACAUUCAUAGAUCACAGGAGAAUCACUGUGUGUCUGGCGUGCUUAGGCCCUGGGAGUGACGAGGGAACUUUUGAUAGCGUUUUUUGUUCGCUAGUGACUCACUACUCAUUUACCUUUGUACGAAGUAAUGGUGAGUUUACUGAGCAUUUGUCGCUCUAAUCAUCUAAAUGCCAUAAGGGUAUCUCGACGUAAACUAUAAUUUACGUCAACUAUAGUUGAUUAUUUUGACAGGCCUUGUGUUGCAUAAAUUGGCUUUCCAUCAGUACCAAUAAAAUUUAUCGGUCGAUAAAAACUAUAGAACCUAAGGUUUAAUGUUUAGUUUUUCUGAGAACAGGCGAAUUAUGUUCCAGUUGCUUUAUAUAGAGGGAUGCAGUAACUCAAAAUAUUUGUGGCAUAUUUGAUGCAGACCAAAUGAUGUAUAAUACUUGACACACACCACGUAACAUUAGUUCUGGGAAAACACGCAAAAAGUAUAAAGCUGUAUGUUUGGUGGGGUCUCAAUUUAAGCAAGUGCAGUGUAGCACAACUUUGUACUACCGACUACAUUUCUGACUAAAAACAAUCUAUGUGGUUUCAACCAUAGCUAUUGCUAGUAAGCGCUUAUAAACAGGAUGGCAUAUAAGGAUUACUUAUCAUGGGAACUUACUAGUUCUCAUCUAAUAUUAACUUAGUUUUUCGUCUUAAAUGGCAAAAUCGGAUUUCAUUGUCCUAGACUUUUAACUUGCUCUGCAUUAAAUGCACAAAAACUCUGCCUCUAAAUUUGUAUGACGUGAAUUGUGCUGUCAGUAUAGUGAAGAGGUAGUCACAGUCUCAUGUACUUGACUAAGAUGUUUGGACUAGGACCGUUAUUCUAAAAAUUCAUCUGCAUUUCAUCCCUUGUAUAUAUUUGAUGUUAAACAAAACAUCGCACUGCUGAUUCAAAGGCUGAAGAAAGAUUAAGUCUUGUAGGGAAAAUAGGCUAUAUUUUACUGGGCGAUUGAGUCUAUCAUCGGGGUUGUGUUAGAUUUGCUUAAACGAAGUAUGUAGCAAUGUUGGGGUUGGAAUAUACAUAUCAUUUUGGUGCAAGGUAAAACCUGGCACCGAUUCUUCAAUUCAAGUAAUCAUACCACAUUAACAUAAAGAGAUAAAACUCCAAAGAUACCCUGGUGUAGUAGAGGUAGUAACAGUAGUAGUUAAAAAACUAAGUACAGAAAAAGGAGAUAAAAUUUCGGGUAAUAUACGUGUAUCGCCGUGAUAUACGAUAUAUUUUUGGUUUCCAAUCAUUUCCGAUAUGGGGUCUGCGUAUUGUUUUAAAACCAUCUGAUAGUUGAUCUCUAUAGGAAUCAAAUUAGGGCUACUAAAAUAUCUUUGUCCGAUGCUGAUGGCAGGUGACACUUAUAGUUUCUCCUUGCAUAAUAUGCAGAACACUGGUGAUUAGCUCCUAUGUUUGCUUGCUGAAAUUUCUGUACGAUUUUCAAUGAGAGAAAAGUGUCUAGAUGUGAGAAACAAGUAACUUAAAUAUUAAGCGAGCAGUAUACAUGGCAAAGGCAAAUAUCUUUCCUUAAACUUGCUUGGAUUCUACAGCACUAAUUCGCGUUCUCACAGGUUCGAAAAGUGAACAUCUGUUGAGCACGAAUAAACGCGAUUCUCUUUCGGAGACCUCUGAAGUACACAGUGAUAUUGGGAUAUCAAGUUUUAAUACUCGUCAACCAAUCUGGUUAAGGUUCUUAAAGGAAUAUAACCCAAUCAAUAAUGCAUGGAGCUGUUUCCAACCUUAUCGGGCUACUGUUGGACUGCUUGCUUUUGCCUGGUGUUCAAGUCAUUCUGACAUAGAACUACGGGUCAAAGAUUACAUCAAGCAAAAGAAAUUGUUGUCAGCUACGCUUAUCAGUAGUCAACUUUUCCUGUUUUUAAAACCAUUGGGCAAUCAAAACGACUCACUAUCAGUUGAAGAAGCAAAUGCUUUUGUAUCUGAAAUGUUGAAAGAGGAUUCAGCAUUGCUAGGUGAAAUUAUUUGUCAUCCUUCCGAGCAUUUAUUCGCAUCAGAAAUGAAUAUUCUUAAAGAUUUUGGUUACUCUGCUGGGACGGAUGAGUGUUCUUUAGUUGACAAAUCACAUGUUUCAAUUAGACCACCGUUUGUUAAUCAUCGGAUUAGUUCAGUCCUUCAAGCACUAACUUCUGAAAUUUAUUGGAAUUUGAAGAAGAUGCUCGCCGCUAAGUGUCCGAGUGAUAUUAAAUUGAAGAAAAAAGAGUCACAGCUAUCUAAAGAACUAACAGACUCGUCAGACGAUCUAUUAAUGGCUCCAGAAGAAAAUGAAUCGAAGUGGAAUAUUCUUGAUGAAGUCAGACGUAAAGCGCUAGGGCGUACUAAUGCAUUAUCUGCUUUGUCUACCUUUACAGAUAGAUCAGGAUCAACAAGUUCUAUCAGUGCUCAAACAGAUAUAAGUUUUGAGUGGUUCGGGACAUCAUGGAUGCUUUCAUCGUGUUCCGUUCCGAAUUACGGAAGAUUUAUCAAACAGAAACGAGCAACGGGGCGGUUUAAGAAAUAUUUGGGUGAUAUAUUUUUACAGUUAGGUGAUUUAGAAAUGGCACAAAUUCAGUAUAAUCUGGCCCUUGAACAUUUAAAACCUAUUAAUGAUACUUUGUGGAUAGCAGGUGCUCUAGAAGGUCUUUGUGCAGUUGCUAUGUGUCAACAUUCUUCUGAUCAUUCCUCAAACCUAGGAACAACACGUUCGAAAUUUCUUCAGCAGCGUCAUCUAGAUGAUAAUUUAACCAAUGGUGAACUACGGAAAUCACAUUCCCAGGAAUCAGAUAUGCUGGAACAUUCAACAUCUUCAAGUUUAGAUCUCGCUUCGUCAAAAUUAUACCACCCUCUUAUAAUAUCAUCCACUGAUUGUUGUAAUUACGCUUUGGAAACAAUUGAGUUAUACCACAAGGUUGAGUUAAAUCCUUAUCUUUUUGAGGAGUUCAAAUUCAAAGUGAUUCGACUACUUAUCUCUGAAUCACAAAAGCGUAAAGCUUGUGAAAUUCUUGAUUCGUUGGUUGGACCAUCUCUUUCCUCGUUUAGUACUGAGAAUCCUUGUUCAAUGAAACGUUAUUUCACUAUUGUUCGUUUAUAUAAAUUGAUGAAUUUCAAUCGUAAGGCUAGUUUAGCCCUAUGGCUUUUAUUAUCAUCAAAUCGACUGAACCGUGUUGAAUUUGAGCAUGAAAUUUUAUUUAAUGGUUUAAAAAUUCAAUCACUUUCACCGAAUAUUACUCAAAUGACUGAAACGAAACUCCUAAAUGGUGAUGACGAUACUACUAUUAAUACUACUACUACUACUAAUAAUAGUAAUAACAUCACUAAUAAAGAUUUAAGCUAUUUAAUAAAUGAAAAUAAACCACCAGUAAACGUCACCUAUCGUUUAAUUGCGAAUCCCCCAUUAUGGAGUCCAUUUGUUAUACCUGAUCAAUCACAUUGGUUAAUUCGUCUCACCACAACGAUAUCAAAUUCAUCAACGCUUUCAACCAGUAUAUUUAAUAAUAUAAUUAAAUUAAAAUCCAUGUCUAAUAAUACACGUCAUAUUAAUUCAAACAUGAGUUCUAAUUCCAAUAGUUUAUAUUCAUCAAAAUCAUGUCUACUAUUCCGUUUAGUUGGUUGGUGUGAUUUACAAUUGAAAGUCAUAUUUUAUUUAAUUAAUGAAUAUAAAGCAAAAAUUAAUCUGGAAGAUAUAUCUGAAAUUCCAUGGGAUAUUGGAUUAAAACUUAUUGGAUACUGUUUCUCUGUACUGGACAGUUGGCCUGAAUAUCUAGAAAAAAGUAGUUGUAUAUCUUGUAUGGAUGAUUUAUGCUGUUUAGCGGUACUUCGUUGUCCAGACCAACCAACUAAUUUACCUAGUAUAACUUUAUUAAAUUAUUCUACUCAAGAAAAUGUCCGUUCUCGUAGAUGGCCUCGUAAUCGUCGUGUAGUUUAUUCACCAAGUAGAUUUUGUUAUUUAAUGAAUAAUAACAAUGAAGAAGUACAGACGAAAGUGGUCGAGAAUAAAAUGUUAGAUUUGGUAGAAAUACCAGUGCAUCAGUUGCCCUUAGUUAGAUUGAUCAAUAUACCUUCACUGCCAAGUAAUCUGUUACCUCACACAAUUUCUAAAAACGGAGCGGAGAAUGUAGUUUCAUUGAAUAGAUCUCGUACAGUUAUUAUUCGAUCAGAUCGAAAUAAAUCAAAACCACCGGAAUCUAACAACAAUAUAGAAUCAUCAAAACCCACUGAUCCAUUUGUUUAUAAUCCUUUUCAAAUGGAUAAUUCUAGUGCAACUAAACAUUCGAUAAUCGAUUGGGUUUGUGAAGAACCUGGAUACAUAGAAAUGAUAGUUGAUAACAAGCUCCCAGUUGAUUUAAGAAUAUCUGAUUUACAUGUUGAAUUGAUACCAGUUAAUAUUGGAUUAUCGACUAAGGAAUCAUCAUCCAAUCGUGUUUCGUUAUUGACUUCCGAUUAUGAAUCAUCAUUUGGUGGUGGUUCUACUGUAAACAAUGAAUGUUCAGAUGCUUUAUCAAACCUAAUUCAUUUAGAAGCAAUAUUUUUAACUGUGGAAACUCCACAAUCAGUUAAAAUACUACCCACUUCACAUUUGAGUAAUCUUGAUCUUGGAAAUGUGAAACAUCAAACAAAAGAGAAUGGCUUCUAUGGUCGUCUGGAAAGCGGUUGUCUUUUAGAAGAAGCUGAAUUGCAUAGACAAUUUCCUUAUUCCAAUACAGAAUGCUUUUGGAGACGAAUUAAUUCAGAUGUAAACUGCAGAUUACCAUCUCAUACGAAUGGAAUUAAACUGUCGAUUGGUGUAGUACCAACUUUAGAUUUGUUAACAUCAAGUACUUCAUUCGAUGAUUCAAAUACAUGUUUACAUUAUCGAGUUGUUGGCAUUACUUAUCGUCUAGUCGAUUGUGGUGGAAUGAGAGUUUGCCUUAGACCAUCUGGAAAAUUUCUUUAUUCCUUGUCUUCACUUGGGGAAUCAUCUAGUAGAGGACGUGAAAGACAUCCGAGUGGUUCUUCAUCAUCUACUUUUUCAACUAUUCGAUCUUCAUGGAAUUUAGGUUCGGAACCUAUAUGUCCUAAUGGUAUUUCAAAUAUAUCUGAAUUUGAUAGUGAACAUUUAUUAUCGAAUUCAUUGGGAAUACAAUUUUCAUUAUUACCACUUAUUAGAUUACAACCUGCAAUGCCACGAAUGUGUAUGUUUCCAGGUCGCAUUUGCAGCGCAUUCGAUUUAAAUGAAGCUGUUGAUAUAUUGCGAAAUGAAUCAGCUAGUGAACAUUCAUGUGAUGUUACGAAACAACUCCAUUCACUUGGUCUAUCAAAAUUUCAUGUCCCUGAUCCUUCAGAAUGGUGUAAUCGUGUAGCUGCUGUGUUGGAUUUAACUAUAUUUCCAUAUGAAACUAGAUGGUUACCCAUCGAAUUAUAUAUUCGCGAUGAAAAUAGAUUCAAUGUUUCAAUAAAUAAUAAUAAUAAUCCAGAAAGUAAUUAUGAUUUUGAUAGUAAUUACUCAAUUAAACGUAACCUAAACUUGUUACAUGUAAAUUUAAAAUCAGUUUCAUCAAGUUUAUCAUUGUUAACCAAGUUAAAUUUAAAUGCAACUGAUUUUAUUCAAUGUAUCGGUUUAGAAGAUAUUCGAAAAAGAUUUCCUCUCCCAGUUGAAAAUUGUGAAGUACCAAAUUCUUUACCAAAUAUAAAUUCUGAUUAUGAUGAACAUUCUCUUCCAUUAUAUGCGACACAUGUUGGUUUAAUUUGGUUGAAAUUCGAUUCAGAUAAGUAUUGGCAAAUUGUGACCGAUCGAUUUUCUUCAGACCCUGAAAUUAAUGAAUUAAUGAAACCUACUCAAGUACAGUCGAUUUACAUUGAAUUAGAAAUUGAAUACGCUCUUGAUGCAACUAAAUCUUCACCAUCGUCUGAAUGUAAUACAUCAUCAUCUCUACUUUCCAAUAAUAAUCAAUCAUUAACACGUCAAAUUUCAUUAGGAUUCAAGUUGGAAUUACUGGCAUCAAAUUUAGCUCCAUUAAAGUUAUCUGAUUUAAUGUUAACUUUUGAAGAUAAACCAUUAACAAAUGAAUAUUACUUACAGAAAAAUAAAAUGACAAAAUUAUUUGGGGAAAAAAUUCAAGCUGAAUCAUUUUUAUAUGGCUCUGUCGAAACAAACUUAUCACAUACAUUUCUACCUCAGAUAUUGAUAGAACCUAAUCAUCUCCUGCAUUAUCGUCUCGAAAUAGAACUAGAAGAAAAUUGGUCUAAUAAACAACAGUCGAGGUCACUAGUACAAUUAAUUAGUCCAUGGUUAUUUCAUGUAUUUAAUGAAUCAGCAGAUAAUAGUUCUAAACGAAAGCAAUCACUAUCUUCUACUGAACUAUCGAAUGGCGUAUCUGAAAAAACUUCGAAUUCACCGAGUUCUCCUGUUUUAAACUCUUGUACAGAAGAUGUCUUGGAUAAUUUGAAAACUACACAUCAAAUCCGUUUACCACUUAUUGGAUUUAGUGACUUAGUGUUCAGUAACAAAAUGACAAAACUUAUCAAUUCAGAACGGUUAAAAUCGAAUGAAUCAGGUAUUCCUAUUCCUGUGGAAAUUGAAGUACCUGGCAGUGUUUUAGAAUCAAAUAUAAAAAUAUUUUGGUACUCUCGUGUUCAAGCUCGUUGGAAAUCUGAUUGUAAAUCAGAAAAAUCUCAGCAAUAUGAAAAUUCAUAUUUAUGUUCUUAUUUUCGUCGAUAUGGUCGAAUAAUUUUACCAGCACAUGAAUGUCGAAUAGAUCCAAAAUGGUUUGCUAAUGAAGCUUUGUCAACAUCAUUAUUUAAACCUUGGUAUGAAUAUCCGUUCCUUAAUUCUGGCUCUGCUGCUGGCCUUCUCUGGUCAAAUAAUAUUUGGAUAGAUAUCAGUCUGGACCCACCCAUUCUUGAUUAUUCACCAAAUUUUCGAAUUAAUUCACAAAAAAAACUUGAUCCUCAAAGUCAACUAUGUUUACAAUGUCGUCAAGAUUAUUCUAUUGCACGUCGAACAACUGUUUGUACCCAACGUCGUAUUUCAUCUAUUUCAGUAUUAUUAAAUCAAGAAUUACUAACUAAUACCAACACUAAUAUCACUAGUACAAUAGCGAAAAAUCAGUUGAAUAAUUUAAAAAUAGAAGAAUUAUCAGUGGGACUUCGUAAAAUAUCUCUGCCCGAUUUAAGAGCUUCACGAAAAUCUAUUAUGAAUAUUAACAAAGAAGAUCUUUAUUCAUCGUCACGUAUUUGUACAUAUCCAUUAAAUCCUGUGUCUGUUUCUAUUCAAUGUGGAGUAAGGCAGAAUUUUUUACGGGAUAUUUUUAUGGAAAAUGAAACAAACUCCACAACUCAACGAAAAAACUCGUUUCUCAACUCAAAUGGUACCACAGAUUCAACACAAGAGUUUCGAAUAGAACAUGUUUGGAUGGGUCCCGCUGUAUAUAGACAUGUUCAACACAUUAGUAAUGAUGAUCAUGAAUCAACUCAGAGUACUUUGUUAGGACCAUUAAUUGAAGGAAUGGAUUAUACUUUUGUUGGAAAAGCCUCAGGUAGUAUUGGGUUCUCUAUCUCUCAGUCUUCGUCGUCAUCAUCAUUAUCACCAUCUAGUCAAAAAUCUGAAACAUCCAUUAGUUCUAUAAUAUUUUUACGUCCCGGAAAAUUUUGGGUUUGUGGUCUGUUAGGUAUAUUACCAGAAUCUUCCAUUUUAACUAUAGCAAAAGAUGGUCAAAUACCUACACCAUUUCAUUUACCAUCAGUACACAGUGUUGAAACUAUUCGUUUUUCGCCAAAUGGAAUCUAUGUUCAUGUACUUGAUUCACAUGUGUAAUGAUUUUUUUACCUGAUUUAUUUUUUUUUCUGAUCUAGAAAUCUACUUUCAGAAGAUAAAUACAUCCUUCCACUCCCAUAGGUUAUUUAUACUGUUUCCUUCUGUGUUUAUUUUACUGUGAUUAUUACUUUUUCAAAGUGUCUGUUUAUCGGCGUUGUUUAGAAACAACCGGUUUCAAUAUAUUUUCCUGCCAUUUGUUUGUACUGAUUUCUUCCUUUCAUAAUUUUAUCAUUUAUCUAUCAUGUCCAACAGUAAUAUCAUUAUCAUACACUCAACGAUGAUUUGUCCACAUGUUUUAUAGUGAUUUAUAUACUUUAAAUAAAUUUCUUUGUUCUAUAGAUUAACAAAUUAAAUCAUUCAUAUCAUCAUAUUCACAUCAAAACAACAGGGAAUAUAAACAUGAAAAAGAGAAAAAUAUAUUAUUCAAUUUAAUCUCUUCUUUCUUAUGUUAUUUCUGUGCUGACUGUCUCAAAAUACACAUGAUAAAUUUUUAGUCUACACUGUUCUAUUUUUCCCGUUUUUAAUAUCCUUCAUUCUGCUUCUUCUUCACGUUUGUCGGCGUGUUUUCUUUAUUCCUCCUCUUCUACUGUGAUAGAUUAAUAAUGAGUAUUUUUUAAAUUGCAUUUAUUAAACAGUAUAUUCAACAUUCGCGAUUUGAUUACUUCGUUCAAUAUGUAGGCCAGUUAAUUGUAUGUCUGUAUGUAUGAAUAGAUAUUCUGCGACGUUAGAGGGAAAUAUAUUUAUUCAAUAAUAAUGCUUGUGAUUACUAUUUCUUUUCUCUCAUUUAUAUCUUGCUUUAUUUAUUCAACCGAAAACAAUUAAACAUUAUGCAUAUCAUAUAAGAAUUAUUAUCUUAAUCGUUCUGUAACAAAAAUAAAACAUUGAUUCAGUGUAUUGUAACUAGUGACUUUCUGUCCAUACAUUUAACCCUCGCCUCAAGAAUGAUGUGUGUGCAAUUGGAUAAAACUUGUUUACUUUCCAUUUCUAUAUAAAUAAAAUACGGUUGUGAUUUAUCCAAAUCAAUUGUUCACUAGUUCUUAAGUUGCUUUUGAUAUAAUAUUGUUUUAAUAAAUAACUUAUAAAACAGAAUAUAAACAUUCAUUUAGAAGU